Molecule: messenger RNA, 487 nt
Organism: Meloidogyne enterolobii
Lineage: Eukaryota; Metazoa; Nematoda; Chromadorea; Rhabditida; Meloidogynidae
Source: the annotation of a GenBank genome assembly
AUGCCAUCCAUUCACAAUAACAAUUUAAAUAUUCGAAGAAUUUUUAUAUUUUUACAAUUGAGAUUAUUUCAAUUAUUAUUUAUUGUGAAUAUUAGCCUAUUUAUAUUACAAACACCUUUAAUUUUGUCAUCAAUUAAUGAAAAAAUAAAAAAUAAAAAUCAACAAUUAAUUAACAACAAAGAAAAUAAUAUUUUUAUUAAUUUUACAAAAAAUAAAAAUAAAUUUAGUAGAAGUGUUAGAUUAUUAGAUAAAAAUGAAAGGGAAAUUAAAAAAUAUCCUCUAAUUGUUGGGGCUGGUGAAAAAUUAAAUGUACCAAUUAAAGGAGGAACAGUGCCCAUCGAAUGGUUUAAUCUUCGGAUUGUUGAUCCACAAAGAUUUGGUAGAAGAUUGGGGGAUUUACGUUUUGAGGUUAAUUAUUAAUUUAAUUUGUAUACAAAUUGGGAUUUGAUGGAAAAGUUAUUUUGAAAUUUAUUGAGGCUGAGCAGUA